Molecule: messenger RNA, 2810 nt
Organism: Phragmites australis (common reed)
Lineage: Eukaryota; Viridiplantae; Streptophyta; Magnoliopsida; Poales; Poaceae
Product: probable serine/threonine-protein kinase At1g54610
Exons: 9
Coding region: 267-2348 (693 amino acids)
Biological process (GO): protein phosphorylation; positive regulation of transcription elongation by RNA polymerase II
Cellular component (GO): nucleus; cyclin-dependent protein kinase holoenzyme complex
Molecular function (GO): cyclin-dependent protein serine/threonine kinase activity; ATP binding; RNA polymerase II CTD heptapeptide repeat kinase activity
Source: RefSeq, a predicted model, not a curated record
UUUACAAACGAGACCCUCCCCUCUCUCUGCCUUCUCCUGCGACUGCCAGUGCCGUUGUUGCUCCCCUUCCACUUCCAACGCGCCACGGUUUCCACCCCCUCCCCUUCCACCACCACUCGUAACCCUAGUUCGCGCGAACCAAACCCUACCCCUGAGACCCGCUCCUCCGCAUGCCGCGCUUCCCCCGGUGGCGUCGCCGGCCGAGCUGAGCCAGAUAGCCAGUCCCCGUCUCCGCCGCUUCCGCCGUUGCAGUCGAGGCCGGUGCCAUGGGCUGCGUCUGCGGCCGCCCCUCCGCCAUCGAGGACGGUCGGUGCCGCACGAUGCCACCACCGGCGGCGAAGCUCUCGGCGGCGGCGGGAGUGGCGGCGGUGAGGAGGGAGGAGGAGGCGCGGAAGCACCGGCAGCUGCAUGCGAGGGCGGGGAGCGGGAGGGAGGAGGUUCUGGAGAGGAGGCGGGCGAUGAUGGCGAUGACGGCGGCGUGCCAGGUGAGGAGCCCGGUGCCGAGGGCGGUGGAGGGGGAGCAGGUGGCUGCAGGGUGGCCGCCGUGGCUCGUCGACGUCGCCCCGGAGGCCGUGCGCGGCUGGGUGCCGCGCCGCGCCGAGUCGUUCGAGAAGCUCGACAAGAUUGGUCAGGGAACAUACAGUAAUGUUUACCGAGCUCGUGAUCUCGAAAAGGAGAAGAUUGUUGCUCUGAAGAAAGUGCGCUUUGAUAAUUUGGAACCUGAGAGUGUAAAAUUUAUGGCCAGGGAAAUCCUCAUUUUGCGGCGGCUUGAUCAUCCAAAUGUUAUCAAGCUAGAGGGUCUGGUGACAUCAAGGAUGUCCUGCAGCUUAUAUCUUGUUUUUGAGUACAUGGAGCAUGAUCUAGCUGGACUAGCUUCUUUCCCUGGAGUAAAAUUUACUGAAUCUCAGGUGAAGUGUUACAUGCAACAGCUCCUCCGUGGUCUCGAGCAUUGCCAUAGUCGUCACAUUCUGCACCGUGACAUUAAGGGUUCCAAUCUCUUGAUCGACAACCGAGGCAUUUUAAAGAUAGCAGAUUUUGGAUUAGCAAGUUUCUUUGAUCCUGAACAACGGCACCCUUUGACUAGUCGUGUUGUCACGCUUUGGUAUAGGCCACCAGAGCUUUUGCUUGGUGCCACUAAUUAUGGUGUUGCUGUAGAUCUCUGGAGUACUGGCUGCAUUCUUGCUGAGCUAUAUGCUGGCAAGCCUAUCAUGCCUGGUAGAACAGAGGUUGAGCAGCUACACAAAAUAUUUAAACUCUGUGGUUCACCAUCAGAGGACUAUUGGAGGAAAUCUAAACUUCCCCAUGCCACCAUUUUCAAACCGCAACACCCAUAUGCGAGGCGUGUAUCAGAAACAUUUAAAGAUUUUCCUACUCCUGCUCUGGCAUUAGUAGAUGUUCUUCUUUCAGUAGACCCAGCAGAUCGUGGAACUGCAUCUUCUGCAUUGCAAAGUGAGUUUUUUACAACAAAACCAUAUGCUUGCAAUUCUUCAAGCUUGCCAAGGUAUCCUCCAAGCAAAGAGUUUGAUGCAAAACGUCGGGAGGAAGCUCGAAGGCAAGGUAUUGCUGGAGAAAAGCAACAUAAGUAUGACCCUGAAAGGCGACCUAGAGAAUCAAGAGCAGUCCCGGCACCUGAUGCAAAUGCAGAAUUAGUGUCAUCUUUGCAGAAAAGGCAAGCCCAAGCCAAUACUAGGAGCAGGAGUGAGAUGUUCAAUCCCAGCAAGGAAGACUCUGCAUCUGGAUUUCGAAUUGAACCACCCAGGCCAACUCCUGUUAUGGAAUCUUCUGAAGACUCACAAUGUGUCUACUCGACCAGAACCUUUCAUUCUGGGCCUCUAGUUAAUCAGAAUCACCCAUCAAAGGCUGGACGUGGUAAAAAUGGUGAACUUCAGGUUCCUGGUGUUGCAAAUCUCCCUGUGGCUGUAUCAACAAGAUCAAGUCAUUGUUCAGAUGACAGCAAUCGGAUAAUGGUUACUCAAGCUGAAGUAUUUGCUCAUGGACGGAGGCUGUCCGAAUCUAUAAACGAGCAUUUCAGUAAUAGUGGGAAGUACGAUCAAGCAUUCCAGAAGAAGGAUGAAAGCAACGGCAGGGUCGAUGGAGCUAUUGGCUACGGAUCCAAGGGCAACAAGAUUCACCAUUCUGGGCCCCUGAUCUGUCCUUCAGGCAAUGUUGAUGAAAUGCUCAAGGAGAACGAUCGCCAAAUCCAAGAAGUUUUCCGGCGAACCCGGGUCGAGAAGUCCAGAAUGAGGAGGGACCAUGGUCAUGCCGGGAACGGACAUCACCCCAGAGAUUUUGGUGCCAUCCCAGUCUUCCCUUCUAGUCGCUCCAGCUAUCAAGCUGUGCAGCAGUAAAGAUGCUUGAACAGGCUUGCUGAAAUGGUAGUUGUGCGUAUGUUUGAGCUCACCAAAUCUCAACCCAGGAAUUUACCACCAGAGUUUUCACUGUGAUGUCAUGUUGAGAGCUGCCGUGCCUUGGUUGAAGCAGCCGUCGGACCGAAAGUAGAUGACGUGGAAAGCGUGGAUUCAUUUCCUCUUUUGAGAUGGAAAGGAAGGAUGACUUGAUGUAAAAAUGUGAUGGUUGAUAACCUUCGAGUUGGGUAAUGGUCUGGUAACCGGCAGGCAUACUAAACAUACUUAGGGGAGAUGUUCAGCGAUUUAGAUCCAAGGCCUUAUGGCUUGCGUGCUUAAAGAUCAAUGGUAACAGCUCAAAGGUCGUGUCCGUUUCAUAGGAUAAGUGAAUUGCAUCUGCAUCACUGUAUGCACCACCAACCAGUUCAUCUAAAAGCAAGCGUGCCAAAGGGCUUUGCCUGUGUU